AUGAGGAAAAUAUUGGAAAUGUUGUCAGUUUUCAUUGUAAUUGUUUGCGCAGCGAAUUUGCAGUUUUGCAUUGCUUCCAUUGGAAACUCGUCUAUCAACCAAAACUACACAACCAGAACAGUGCCACCGACGAACCACCGACGAAUUAUAGUGGUGGGAUGGAUUCAUAAGCCACCAUAUCUGUAUGCAGUUCCCAAUACUACACAACCCUCUGGGAUGGGGGAAGAAAUGGUACUGAGAUUUUUACAUAGCUGUGGUGCAACAUUCGUAGAUAGUCAUCAAGCUAGCAGCGAGUUUGAAAUGAUAAACCUUCUGCGGAAAAAAAAGAUCGACGUUGCUGCUCCAAUAUUCGAACCCACGAGCGAUAGACACUAUAGCGAGUUUCAUUUUAUCAAAACAAGUGAUUAUCCGGGCACAGUAUAUAUUUCAAUCGAAAACGGAGAUGUUGUGCUUAAUGCUGUUUUGGACGCCUGGCCUCUGGUUGCCUUCAAUCUUGUUCUCGCAGCAAUUGCUGGCAUUUUUAUUUGGGCAUUGGACACAUACUGGAACCCUGAAGAAUUUAAUCGUCCAUUUCUCAAAGGCUCCUGGGACGGAUUCUGGUGGUCUUUUAUUUCCAUGACAACUGUUGGGUAUGGCGACAAAGUUCCAAAGUCAGUUGUGGCACGUAUAUUUUCCGUAAUAUGGAUUAUAUUAGGUCUCAUUAGUAUGUCAAUGAUUAUGGCUCAUAUAACCUCUACAUUGACGGCCCUCUCCUUGGAACAAGAACUAAGCUUGAAGGAUCUUAAGAUUGCAGUGUUAGACAACGGUACAGAAUAUCAGCAUGCACUUGAAGAAGAUGCAAUUCCCAAAGUGUUCGGAGAUAUUGAUGGUGCCAUCCAAGCUUUAAAAGCCCACGAGGUAGAUGGAAUAAUGUUGGACCGCUUCACUGCCUCUUUUUAUCAAAAGCAAGACAAGCUCAAAGCACUGAUCACCGUCAAGACGAUGCAAUUUCAACGAGAUAGUGGCUUCCUUGUCUCAAAAAGUAGAGCUAGCUUCGCAAAUUGUUUGGAUUACGUUCGCCCAAAUAUUUACCAGUUUGGUCUGUCACUUGCAAAUUCUUUUAAGUUGAUACCUCAAAAGCCUGAGAAAACAGCGAGUGUUUUCGAUGACCGAUUUACCAAGUUAAAACACGUGUUCCACAUAUCAUUAGGAGUUUUAUCAGCCUUACUCCUGAUUGGCAUUCUAUGGGAGUCUGUGUGUUACAAAAAAAGACAGAAGAAAUCGAAGGCAAAACAGGAUUUCGAUAACCUCGGGUUUAAAGAGAAGAAAGAGAUUUUUGAAGAGCUGGAGGAAGGAAGGAGAGCCUUGCAAAGAGCUCAAGAACAGCUUGAAAAAUUACAUGCUAAAUUUCAGCGAUGA
Pocillopora verrucosa is the source of this 1398-nucleotide messenger RNA. RefSeq lists its product as uncharacterized. Gene Ontology annotation, molecular function: ligand-gated monoatomic ion channel activity; delayed rectifier potassium channel activity. Gene Ontology annotation, biological process: potassium ion transmembrane transport. The record is from RefSeq and is a predicted model, not a curated record. Gene Ontology annotation, cellular component: voltage-gated potassium channel complex; membrane. Lineage: Eukaryota; Metazoa; Cnidaria; Anthozoa; Scleractinia; Pocilloporidae.